Messenger RNA from Cooperia oncophora, 294 nucleotides. The record is from the annotation of a GenBank genome assembly. NCBI's taxonomy places the organism in Eukaryota, Metazoa, Nematoda, Chromadorea, Rhabditida, Trichostrongylidae.
AUGUACAAUAAUUCUCAAGAUCUUGAAGAUGUAUUGGACUAUCUAGUUAUACGCAUUGUUCCAAAGGAAAGAGAGCUCAAAGAGAUUUAUCGUGGGUUCGGAUGCAAAUCAUACGAGGACCGUAUGCGAUCUAUAUGCCAAGAACACAACGUAAUGGCAUUUCUCGAGGCAUACUCAGAUGAGCAGGCGAUGGCUGUUACAGAGCUUGAAUUGCAGGAGAAGCUCGUUGCAUUUCGACAAUUAGCAAGGGCAUAUCCGCAACACAAGAUAUUGCACACAUUUUUGACGUCAUAA